AUGGCUCAAGGCGCACAAGUAAACGGCCAUGUGGCGGAAAAUGGGCAACCCGCAGCCGGGCAGCCGCUACAGCUCGUGGUUCUGGGCAUGAACAGCGGGACAUCCAUGGAUGGCAUCGACUGUGCGUUGUGCCGCUUUCGACAGGAAACACCCGACUCCCCGAUGCACUUCUCCCUCCUAAAGUAUGGCGAAGUACCACUGGACCUUGAACUCAAGAAGCGUGUGCUGUCCAUCAUCAAGCACGACAAGACAUCCGCCUCCGAGCUGUCCGAAGUCAACGUUCACCUCGGCGAGACCUUCGCCGCCGCAGCCAUCCAAUUCUGCAACGACAAUGCCAUCGACAUCAAAACCAUCGACGCCAUCGGCUCCCACGGCCAAACCAUCUGGUUGGCCAGCAUGCCCGACGCCGGCAUCCCCAAAUCCGCCCUAACCAUGGCCGAAGGCACCAUCAUCGCGUCGCGCACGGGGCUCACCACCGUCACCGACUUCCGCGUCUCGGACCAAGCCGCCGGCCGACAAGGCGCCCCCCUCAUCGCCUUCUUCGACGCGCUCCUCCUGCACCACCCCACCAAGCUCCGCGCCUGCCAAAACAUCGGCGGCAUCGCCAACGUGUGCUUCAUCCCGCCCGAGGGCCCCGACCGCGCCUACGAUUUUGACACGGGACCCGGCAACGCCCUCAUCGACGCCGUCGUGCGCCACUACACCGACGGGGCCCUCGAAUAUGACCGCGACGGCGUCAUGGGCAAGCGCGGGACGGUCAACCAGGACAUGGUGGAUGCCUUCCUGGCGCGCAUCCCCUACUUCAGCUGGGACCCGCCCAAGACGACGGGGCGGGAGGUCUUCCGCGACACGCUCGCGGAUGAUUUGAUUAGGGAGGGGGCGCAGCGGGGCCUGUCGGCGGAUGAUGUGGUUGCGACGGUGACGCGGAUCACGGCGCAGGCGAUUGUGGACCAUUGGCGGCGGUAUGCGCCGGAGGGCAGGGCCGUGGAUGAGGUGUUUAUGUGCGGGGGUGGUGCGUACAAUCCGAAUAUUACGGAUUAUAUGAAGGAGCAGCUGCCGGGGGUCAAGAUGUUUAUGCUUGAUGAGGCGGGGAUUCCGGGCGGUGCGAAGGAGGCUGUCACGUUCGCGUGGCAGGGGAUGGAGGCGGUUGUUGGGCGCAGCAUACCGGUCCCGGAUAGGGUGGAGACAAGGAGGCCGUAUGUGCUGGGGAAGGUCAACCCCGGGGCGAAUUAUCGGACGGUGAUGAGGAAGGGGAUGCUGUUUGGUGGGGGGAGGGCGGAGCUGGAACCGGUGAAGGAGAUGGUGAACUAUGUGGAUGGGAAGGUGUUUGAGAAUAAGUGGUAA
This is a messenger RNA of Chaetomium globosum CBS 148.51, 1344 nucleotides long. RefSeq lists its product as uncharacterized. The coding region runs from base 1 to 1344 and encodes 447 amino acids. The record is from RefSeq and is a predicted model, not a curated record. The transcript is spliced from 2 exons. NCBI's taxonomy places the organism in Eukaryota, Fungi, Ascomycota, Sordariomycetes, Sordariales, Chaetomiaceae. Gene Ontology annotation, biological process: amino sugar metabolic process; peptidoglycan turnover. Gene Ontology annotation, molecular function: ATP binding; phosphotransferase activity, alcohol group as acceptor.